Misgurnus anguillicaudatus (oriental weatherfish) is the source of this 2665-nucleotide messenger RNA. It is a transcript of the gene eeig2a, whose product is annotated as EEIG family member 2a. NCBI's taxonomy places the organism in Eukaryota, Metazoa, Chordata, Actinopteri, Cypriniformes, Cobitidae. The record is from RefSeq and is a predicted model, not a curated record.
GUAACGUCUCAGCGGUUUAAAAGCCGCACUCAGAGAGGAGACACACUUGACUGUUAGUGUACCUUCGCUUUCUAAACCUCAGCUGCAGUGAUCCUUCCCUUCUUUUGUCGUGCUUCAUAUAUAUUAAAUACAUGUCUUUUAUGAUGAUGAGGAAGAAGAGGUUCAAGUUUAAAGUGGAUGUGGAGCUGGAGGAGUUGUCAUCUGUCCCGUAUGUAAACGGGGUUCUGUUCUGUAAAGUCCGACUGACUGACGGAGGGUUUUCACAAGAGUCAUCGAGAGAGCCGGUUGUGGCUAACUGUGUUAAUUGGAAGAAAAAGUUCUCAUUUUUAUGUAAAAUGAACGCUAACGCAGGGACAGGGGUGCUGGACCCAUGUGUGCUCCGAGUGUCUGUAAGAAAGGAGCUGAAAGGUGGCAAGACGUUUGCAAAGCUCGGCUAUGCUGAUUUAAACCUGGCUGAAUUUGCCGGCUCAGGAAACACAACACGACACUGUCUACUAGAGGGAUAUAACACAAAAAACACACGGCAGGACAACUCUAUACUGAAGGUGGUUAUUAGUAUGCAGCUAAUGUCAGGUGAUCCAUGCUUUAAAACGCCUCCAUCCACUGCAAUGACCACUGGUUUUCCUGGAGAUACAGAGAUGUGUCUUCAUGAAGAUAGAAGAGGAGAGCCACAGAAAACAACUCACAUCUGUACAGAAACUCAAAGAAAAGGCACCGGUGGUCAUGGUUCUGGUUCUGUUCCUGAUGAACUGGGAAAGUGUGGCCACUCGAGAACAUCCAGCUAUGCCAGCCAGCAAUCCAAGGUCUCAGGUCCGUGUUCAUCGCGCUACAGCACAGAUCACUCGCGUUCAUCUAGCUUGACAGAGCUCUGUCAUAGGAGGAACUUAUCGGUGGGCAGUGCCUCCACGGGGAUCGGCAGCAUGCCAGAACCCAGUGAUGAUAAAGAGUCCCGCCCACGGGCCUGUACCCCAGUGCCACAUCACCUCACACCAUCACACAGUGCCAGCAGGUACCCUGUAAAGCAAGACUCAGUCGAGUCUCAGCUAAAGAGAGUGGACGCUACAAGAGUGGACGCUGAUGAUAUCAUUGAGACGAUCUUACAAGGACAAGACUUUAGCCACAGUAUACUGGACUCUAGUGCCGAAGAGGAGGGUCUGCGACUGUUUAUUGGACCUGGAGGCAGCACUGCACUGGGCAGUCAGCAUACCAGGGUUGGACCUAGUGCCUUUGAGCAGGUGGUAAUAAAGCGCUAGACUGAAUGACCGCAGGGUAAGAUGAUGUAACAUCCCGUGUCAAAAGAGAGGACAUCAGCUGAGCUGGGUACUCGACACAUGUUUGAGAUCAAGGAGUCACUGCUUCCCCUUGUGGCCAAACCGGAGAAGUUCACAGAUGCUUCUGUCAGCUGGUUCUGAUAACAGGCAGCUACUCUUAUUUUAAUGUUGCUGUAUUCAACUGAAUAGAUGUUUAUAGUUCUCACAGUAAUUUACAGAUGGGACCUCAAAAACGUUUGAAGACCACUAUGGUGGAAGUGACAAAAUGUGUUAUAGUUUUUAUACUUAUGUAUAUGGAAUUGCUUAUAAAAACGUUUAAACUGUAAUGAUGACAUGCACUUUAAAGUAAUUUUAAUAGAUAAUUUGAUCAAACCUUUUUGGAGGAUUUAUCUGUAACGUUUAUAAAUAUGUACAUUGAUAGGUAUUGACUUGAAAGGAGAGAUGUUGUGCUCGGUUACCAAACAGGCCUCAUGCAGGAACUGAAACACAGCAGAGCUGAAAUUUGUACUUCAGAAAAGGUUUUACAAAUGUAUUAAAAUAUUUUACAGUUAAAGGUUGUUAAGAUUUGUUGGUUAAGUGCAGUUUGUCAGGUUUUAUGUUCAAGAUGUUAACGUUUUGCUUGAAGUUUUUGUAUGUAAAAGGAAAACAUGAACUGUGUGUGUUUUAUUUAUGUUUAUAUGUGAGGGAAUAUGCAAGUUAACUAAGAUGUUAACCAAAUGUAAUGGUUUUAAAUCGUUUUAAACUCAGUAAGAGGUCACAUCUAAAUUAUUGUUUGUUUAUUUUAAACUGAAGCUCUUCAGCAUUGACAUAUGCAUGUAUUGUUAGAUACGCUCUUCUUUACAUUUACAUCUAUGGUUAAAACAAAGUCAAAAUACUGCAUAUAAUAUAUGCACUAUUCUCUGCAUGUAAUGUUUCAUUGUACAGCAGUAUAAGUUUUUUUUUUUAGCAAAUUUAGGUUAUGUUUGCUGUUUUUGUAUGUUUUUAGUCUUGGUGCAAUUUUCUUUGUAAUAUUUGUUUGAGCUUGUGAUUUUUAUGUUUAGGUUACAUUUCUGUACCAAAUGGAGAAAACUUUUCAUUUAAAAUAAUUUCAACUAUAUUUAUAGAAGUAAAAAGCCAUCUCACAAAGCAAAAUAUGUACAUGUGGCAUUCUUUAUUUAAAUAUCAAGAGAAUUAAAUGGCAUUAUGUUAAUGAAUUGUGAGAUUGUGAAAAUAAAUGCCAUUAUUUUAUAUAAAAAGAUGAUCAAAGCUUUAAUGUGCAAGGGCACGUAUAUCUGCAGUCAGCUACUGUACACUGGAGGCUUGUGUUGCCAAAUCCUUUGUAAAAUAGCUAACUCCCAAACAACAGAGAUAGAAAUAGAUUCUCAGUCGGGCAAUUCUGUGCAAAAGUAAACCUU